AUGAGUGCUAAGAGGAUCCCACUUCUCGAAGUGAGCAAGCACAAUCAAGAUGACGAUUGUUGGAUCGCUCUGAACGGCGUGGUCUGGGAUAUGAGUGGUUUCGCUGCCAGACACCCCGGGGGUCGUGAAGCCAUCGAAGAAUUCUUCGGCCAAGACGGCAGUGAGGUUUACAAUGGCAUUCACAGUCCGACACUGGCGGAGAAGUUUCUGGGUCCAAGCAAGAAGAUUGGUCUGCUCGAGGCUGGUGCUCCGAAGACGGACGAUGAGACGGGCGAAGUACCUGUCGUCAAGCCCGACCUGGAGACGAUCAUCAGCAUCCACGAAUUCGAGAAAGUUGCAGAAAAAGCCUUCCGGCCGAAGUCGUGGGCGUAUAUUUCGGGGUCAACUGAAAACGGGCUGACGAAAGCUGCGAAUCAAGACUGGUAUCAGCGCAUUUGGUUCCGGCCACGCGUACUGACAGGCGUAGGAGAGGUCGACAUCAGCACGAGUAUGUUUGGCCGGAAAUGGGCAUCCCCGAUUCUCAACUGUCCGUUCUCAUCGGCGAUGCUUGCGCACCAAGACGGUGAACUUGCAAUGGCCAAAGCGAUCGGGGCCGGUGGAAGUCCAAUGAUCAUCCCUACAAUGGCAUCGUAUUCGGUUCAGGAGAUUGUCCAGGAACUUCCCCCGAAACAUCCAUUCUUCUUUCAACUAUAUGUGCACAGUGACAGGGAGGAAAUGAUGAAAUUGCUCGACGAAGUAUGCAAGUUGAAGCCUCAAGGUAUUCUAGUGACGGCAGAUCUUCCCGUCAUGUCGAAGCGAGAAAGUUACACGAAAUUCAUUGCCCUCGAGAAUCAAAAGAAACAAAAGAAGCCCGUUGAUGUGGAAGCGUCACAGCGACCAUCACAAGCAACCAUAACACCAGACCUCAAAUGGGAAGACAUAGAGUUUGUCAAGAAAUAUACAGGACUGCCGACAUUCGUCAAGGGCAUCCAGUGCGCGUCAGAUGCGAAAAAGUCGCUAGAGAUUGGUUGUGCAGGUCUAUACAUUUCGAAUCAUGGCGGAAGGGCUUUGGAUACAGCGGCUCCGUCGAUUCUGGUGUUACUGGAGAUUCAGGCAACUUGCCCAGAGAUCCUGGACCAGCUGGAGGUGUUUAUCGACGGUGGCAUUCAAAGAGGAACCGACAUUCUCAAGGCCAUCUGCCUGGGCGCCAGUGCGGUCUGCUUGGGAAGGCCAUUCUUUUACUCUUUGGCAUAUGGAGAAGAAGGUGUCAGGCAUUUGAUCAAGAUUCUUGAGGAGGAGCUUGCUACUGCUAUGCAGCUACUGGGCAUAACGAGUCUGGACCAGGCACAUCCCGGACUUGUCAAUACUGGAGAGUUGGAAUCGUUGAUAUAUCGCGGGGAUCAUCAUCCCUGGGCUCGAAAGCCACAACGAGCACGGUUAUGA
Molecule: messenger RNA, 1422 nt
Organism: Exophiala oligosperma
Lineage: Eukaryota; Fungi; Ascomycota; Eurotiomycetes; Chaetothyriales; Herpotrichiellaceae
Exons: 2
Coding region: 1-1422 (473 amino acids)
Molecular function (GO): oxidoreductase activity
Source: RefSeq, a predicted model, not a curated record